GCAAGUGGUACGAAACGUUUUGAGUUCACUGAAUGUUACAAACUUGCUGCUGCUGCUGCGUGCUGCGAGCGUCUCAAAACUGACAUUUCUGUUUCGGAGCUGUUUAAUUGCUAAUCAUCAAAAUGGAAUCCAGUAAAUCGGAAUCCACACCGAAACAAGCCAUGGUAUAUAUUUGCGGAGAAUGCCAUCACGAUAACGAGCUUCGUCAGAGAGAUCCGGUCCGUUGCAGGGAAUGUGGCUACAGAAUUAUGUACAAGAAGCGCACCAAAAGACUUGUCGUCUUUGAUGCCCGAUAAAAUAACAAAACUAGGACCUAAUGUAUCAGAAUAUUUAUAAAUUUCCGUGUAACAAUUAUAAUGUAAGUUCCAAUAAGUAAACACAGUUUUAUCGCAAAAAUUAUGUGUU
Messenger RNA from Pseudomyrmex gracilis, 405 nucleotides. RefSeq names its product DNA-directed RNA polymerases I, II, and III subunit RPABC4 (gene Rpb12). The record is from RefSeq and is a predicted model, not a curated record. Gene Ontology annotation, cellular component: RNA polymerase I complex; RNA polymerase III complex; RNA polymerase II, core complex. Gene Ontology annotation, molecular function: DNA-directed RNA polymerase activity; zinc ion binding; DNA binding. Bases 123 to 296 code for a protein of 57 amino acids. Gene Ontology annotation, biological process: DNA-templated transcription. NCBI's taxonomy places the organism in Eukaryota, Metazoa, Arthropoda, Insecta, Hymenoptera, Formicidae. The transcript is spliced from 3 exons.